UUGGAGCUUUAUAAAUGGUCUGACUUUCAUUGAGUUUUACUCUUUUAAUUUCUCUCUCUAUGUUCUCUAACCACUAGAGCCAAAUCCUUUGCUCAAAUAUUCUAAUCAUCAUCAUUUGUUUGCCCCGUAUUAAACUAAAGAGAAAUUAGUUAGCGAUAUAUAUUAUAUAAUAGACGUACGAGACCCCUAGUUGUGAGGCAUACCUAGCUUUUACCUUUUUGUCAAGAUGGUUGAAGGAUUUGGCUUUCUCCAGAAAAUGAUGAGGGCCACUCCUUCAAAAGCUUUGGUGAUGAGAAUCAAUUUGGCUUUUCUUGGUUUGUUCAUCGUUAUCUAUGCCGGAGUUCUUCUUCUCCGACCAUCUUUGUCAGUCUACCAUGAGAACGCAGCCUCUCUUGUUAGGUGCUCUUUGCGCGAAUGCCAUCACAAGAUUGAAAAUGGGGUUAAGAUGAAGGCAAUCUUGGAGGAGUCCGAAUCCAAUAAUUUGCCAAGGCCUAAGAGAAAUGUGAGUAACAUAGAAUUACCAAGCUUCUUAUAUGAAAUGGGAAAGGGAAAGAAGAUUGGGAUAGUGCACAUGGAAGAAGUAGAUGUGAGCCAGUGGAUUAAUACACAGGGUAAAAACAUAGUCCCUAUAGAGUUUGAGGAGGUAUCAGAGCUUUUCAAAUGGGAAGAUUUGUUUCCUGAGUGGAUCGACGAAGAAGAAGAAAGCGAUGUGCCGACAUGCCCGGAGAUACCAAUGCCAGAUUUCCAAAAGUACGAGAACAUGGACAUAGUAGUGGCGAAAUUGCCAUGUAAAAAGGAGGAAGAUGAGGAAGGGUGGAGGAGAGACGUGUACAGGCUGCAAGUUCAUAUGGUGGUGGCAAAUUUGGCAGUGAAGAGAGGAAAGAGGAAUACAAAAGUGGCGUUGUGGAGCAAGUGCAGGCCAAUGCUGGAUCUGUUUAGGUGCAAUGACCUGGUAAGAAGAGAAGGUGAUUGGUGGUUGUAUGAGCCAGAUAUGGCGAAGUUGGAGCAAAAGGUUUCAUUGCCUGUUGGGUCUUGCAAGUUGGCUUUGCCUCUUUGGGGAGAAGGAAUAGAUGAAAUCUACGACCUCUCCAGAAUCCAACGCACAACAAAGAAAGUCAAACGAGAAGCCUACGCCACUGUGCUCCACUCCUCCGAAGCUUAUGUUUGCGGCGCCAUUACGCUGGCCCAAAGCCUCCGCCAAACAGGGACCAAGCGCGACCUUAUCCUUCUCCUGGAUAAGUCCAUCUCUGCUACCAAACGCGACGCCCUUGCAGCAGCCGGGUGGCAGCUCCGAUUCAUCAAGCGCAUCCGAAACCCGAGGGCCGAGAAGAACUCCUACAACGAGUACAACUACAGCAAGUUCCGACUCUGGCAACUCACCGACUACGACAAGGUCGUAUUCAUCGACGCCGACAUCGUUGUUCUCCGAAACCUCGACCUCCUCUUCCAUUUCCCUCAGAUGACCGCCACAGGCAACGACUUUUCGCUCUUCAACUCCGGCAUUAUGGUCAUCGAGCCCUCCAAGUGCACCUUCCGGAUUUUCAUGAACCACCGCAAAGACGUGGUUUCGUACAACGGCGGCGACCAGGGAUUCCUCAACGAGAUGUUCGUGUGGUGGCACCGCCUUCCAAGGAGAGUCAACUUCCUUAAGAAUUUCUGGUCAAACAGCUCUGUGGAAGCCAGCGUCAAGAACGAGCUUUUCGGGGCUGACCCGCCUAAAGUCUAUGCUAUACACUACUUGGGUUGGAAGCCUUGGCUUUGUUACCGAGAUUACGAUUGCAAUUGGGAUAUAGUGGAAAGUCAUGUCUAUGCGAGUGACGUGGCUCACCACAGGUGGUGGAAGGUGCAUGACGCCAUGAAUAAGAGCUUGCAGAGUUUUUGUGGGUUGAAGAAAAAGAGGAAGACUGACUUGGAUUGGGAAAGAAGGAAGGCUAGAAAGAUGGAGUUAGCAAACGGGCAUUGGAGGAUUAAUGUUACUGAUCCUAGACGGUCUCAUUUGGUGGAGUAAAAUUUGCAUUUUUUGGCUUCUGUUUCCCUUUCUUUUUUUUCUUUUUUCUUUUUUUUUUUUUAAUUAGAAUGAUACUUGGGAUUUUUCUUAUUUUCAGUGUCAUGAUUAUUUAUGUCCGAAUAUAUGUUACAAGAGAUGAGGUGGAGCUCUUGUUUGCCACAUCGAAUUAUGUAUUUGCACAAAGAUAAGGUGGUCCGAAAAGAGAUUUCCUUCUGUUUUUUUAAUUUCUUUUUUUUAUUUGACACAUUCAAAAAAUGAUUUCUCGAAGAAAAAUAAAAGUUCAACGUUCCAAUAGUUCUAGCUAGCUAGCUAGCUA
Messenger RNA from Ziziphus jujuba (common jujube), 2324 nucleotides. Its product is annotated as UDP-glucuronate:xylan alpha-glucuronosyltransferase 2. Gene Ontology annotation, biological process: xylan biosynthetic process. NCBI's taxonomy places the organism in Eukaryota, Viridiplantae, Streptophyta, Magnoliopsida, Rosales, Rhamnaceae. The record is from RefSeq and is a predicted model, not a curated record. Gene Ontology annotation, molecular function: glycosyltransferase activity. The coding region runs from base 227 to 2008 and encodes 593 amino acids. The transcript has 3 exons.